GUUUUCUGAGUUAUAGGUAUUGGUACGAUUGACUUAGGUCUGUAAGUUUGUAUAACCUCCAAGCUGUUACAGUGUUCGUUUUUUUAUUAUUUGAAUGUUAAUCCCAAAAUUAAAAAAAUGUGUUCUACUCCUUUUUGGAGAAAAAUCCACCAAACAAUUUCCGGUCAUAGUCAAAAUAUCACUGAAGAUAUAGUAACAGAAAUUUUAAAACUCUCAAAAACGGAAUUACUUGAAGGCCUCCUGAGCUAUAGACCAUAUACCAAAAAGGGUUAUCAUGACUGGGUUGCAAUUUCGGAUGUUAGCAUUUGCAUGAAAGAAUUUGUACAUGAUAUAAGUCAAGUCCUUAACUUAGACACCAGUACUGCUUAUCCGGUCAUGUGUAACUAUCUGAUGUUUGAAUAUUAUGGAAAAAUUAAAGAGUUUUGGCAAAUAACGAGAAUGGGUUCAACAAUACAUUUGAAAGAAAGUAUUUGGAAUUUUUACACGGCUGAAAGAAUGUUUUUGCUGAAGACAUGGAGACACAUAUUCGAAUGUGUUGAUAAAGAUUAUGAAUUUGCUGAACAGUAUAAAGAUUUUUUGAAAACAAUUAAAAUUGAGGAAUUGCAAAAUAACUUGAUUACACAGUUUGAGGAACUUCUUAAUGAGGUCACUUCAAAUACUUUUGAUGAAAGAAAUCCCUACAAUGAAAACUGGUUGUGUAGAAACAUCAGGGAACAAAUCGAAAUUCUCUUAAUUCUCAUUCUAACAGCUACACAUAAACCCCUUGAUACGCCAAAAUUGUCUCAUUUAAUUAAGUUAUUUACUCAGAAUAACUUUGGUACCCAACCUGCUUUUUUCGACAUCAGAAAAUACGCAAAAGCGCAGGAUUUAGACCAACUGAUGUAUGCUGAAAUUGGGUGUUACUUUUCCAUUUUAGAAAAUUAUUGGGAUAUAGAAAUUGCAGAUUUUUGGAACCAAGACUCAACAAGUGAAUUGGACAAGUCUUUACUUAACUUGCACCUCAAUCCUGGCCACAUUAUAAUAAUGCUAGCUUGGUUAACUCUUAAAUUUAAAUCGCUAAAUCGUGAUGAAGACGCCGAAAAAAUUCUCGAAUUAUUCAAAAGACAACCGUUUAUUUUAUGGCAUAAAAUCCUCUCAGAUAGUAUGUUUAAGGAUUGUACCGUUGGUGAGGUUGUUUUAAGAGCAACUCAUAAAAUGCUAGACGAACUUUGUUUGAUGUUUGACGACCGAAAAAUUCUCUACGAGGAUGGUGGUGUAAUUAAAAUUCUUGCAGAGUUUCUCAAACAACCAGAUUUGGCGGAAAUUUGUUUGCAAACAAGAAAUGGUUUAGACUGUAUGAUGGAAAUAGCAAUUGAGUCAUUUCCUCACGAUUUUUAUUCAUUUACAACCAUUGCACAAUCAUUACUAGGACUGCGCGACCAGUACAAACAAACCAUGCAUUUGUUGAAUAACUUCCCGUCGUUUUUGUCGGAAAUGACGUGGACGAUUCCUAAAGAAGAAAUUUCGGUUUUGCGAAAAAACCAGCCGGCUUUUCCCGACAGUGAUUUAAUCGUUUUCCCACCAAAAACGGUAGUAAGAUCGUAUCGAAUUUUUGGAAAAAAUUUGAUACAAUACAAGGGGAAAUAUAGCUAUUUUUUCCACCUCGAAUAUUUAGUUACUUUGUUGAUAAAUAACGGGUUGUGUUACCGCAAGUUUGAUGAAGUUUUAGUCAAAAAAAUCAUAGCCGGUUAUGGGGUCGUAAUUCAAGCAAUUAGAUAUUGUGUUGACAUGGAUUUGAGAACAAUUGGGCUGGAGAGAAUCAUUCUCAAAUUAAACAAACUCUUAGUGCAUUUAGAUGGCCCUUUGUUAAAUUUCGAGUUAGUCAAACUUUAUUUUGAUUUGCAAAAUGCGCUAAUGUUGUACAGACAAAGCAGUUUUUUCAAAAUCUGUCCCGAAAUUGUUUGGAAAAUAUUUUUUCCGAAACUGAAACCGGAGUAUUUGACCCAAAAUGUUAAAAACUUGCUUUUGAAUCAGUACGUGUUUGAAGACAGAAUUUUCAUGCAACUGUUUCAAAAAGAGGAGUUUAAAGAAGAUCACACUUUACUACUGACUUAUAUCAGGAUUUUAAGCAACAUUAUUAAGGUGAAAUUUCAAUUCAAAAAUUUCCAAUUAUCCGGCGUUGUUUAUUUAUUCAAUUAUGUGUUUUUGCAACACCAAACUUGGGUCUAUAAAGACGAAAAUCAAAAAACACAAAUCACACUCGAGUGUCUUAAAAUUUUUCACUAUGUCUUGCAAAAACAUGUUGAGGAUUUAACCGAUAUUGAAUUGAAGAUUUUCCAACUCUGUAAUCACGCUUUUUUACACAACGUUUACGUAAUUGAUUCAUUUCUCCGAUUGUUUGUCAAGGAAAGGUAUUAUUUAAUUUACGCAAUGGAACGGGAAUCGAAUUGGCAAUAUGGCCCAUCUUUGGAUUCUUUGCAAUGUAUCAGAAUGCAAUUAGCUCUUCUAUUAUUGAUCAUGAAUCGAAAAAAAGCUAUUGGUGAUUGUUGCUUCAAUGAGAGACUACCAUUUGUGGUAAAACCAGUCGCGUCGUAUUUUACUAACUCCUAUAGCCCCCUUAUAGCCGAAUUAUCUUGCCGGUUUUUGGAAAAAUUAUCACAGGAUCCAUUUGUGCCUUUACUUGCAUUACUUGAACUAGAUCAUUAUCAAGUUCAAUCAUUAUUUUUGGAACGUCUGCGAGACCCUUUGGAAGAAGAAAAUGUGAAAAUGGCAAUAAUCGAUUUAAUUAACACUUGUAUUUCAAGUCAGGACGGAAUGACUGCAGCUUUUUUCAAUUUGAAAUGUUUCAUGUACUGGGAUGGGGCCGAGAAUGAUGUUAUAAAUGGUGACAGUGUGAGCGACUUUAUGGUUGAUUAUUUACAAAACAUAAAAAAGUCUCAUGAAUAUUUUAAAAACCCUCUCCAACUGGGAAUCCUCCGACUUCUUUACAACUUGUGGCUAAAUCACCGAGAAAAUUUAAUCGAAAAUAUAGCAAACUUGAAGGAUUUUUGGCCCGUAAUGGUGGACCCGUUUUUCUGUGAUUAUAAACAAGACCUGGAAAUUUACACAAUCAUCCUCCGGAUAAUUAAUUUAGAAAUCGGUGCUAAUAUGGACAAAGUUGAUGAGAAACUCGUUAAAACAAUCGAUAAAUUUUUCAAGGACAAAAAACGCAUUACGAAUUGGACCAAAUUUGUCCUUGUGUCCUCUCAAAGUCACUCGAAAAAUAAACUCGACUUGUUAAGUGUCUGGAUGGAGUUUUUAGUAUUGACUAAAAAAGUUAUGGCUGAUAGUUUCGAUAACGACCUUAAAUUCGUCUUGAUUGAUUGUUGUCUAGACGGGUUGCACCCACCUGAAGGUGGUUUUAAUAACAUCGAAACGAUUUAUCUAUGGUCACAAUUGUAUUUGCUCCUAAUAACCACGUGGGCAGUCUAUGAGAAAAAAGAACAAGUGGUUUUGGGAAAACUACAAACGUUUUUACACGCACUUAACACUUAUUACAAAUAUCUGACCCCGAAAAUCAAGGAAAAUAUUUUAUGUGCUAUUAAUAGGACUAUCAUUGAUCUUCACGACUAUUUCAGUGUUAAUACUGCACAAUUGUUGACAUUUUUGUACUCAAUUGGGCCGUUAAUUGACGCGGAAUAUUAUUAUUUAGAGUCGGAAGUGUUUGAGACUGAGGAUGAUGCGGAAAAAGUGCGACGACUUAAACCUUGGUUGAUUAUCAUUUUUAUCGGAAAUUCUAUAAUGGCACUUGAUAAUGUUGAUGAAAUUGGGUUGUGGUUUUACUAUGAGCAAUUUUUGCAACGUGUUAUGGAUUCUGUAGGGUCAAUGUUGGAAAAUAGUGGCACUUUACCGUUUGCGAAAUUAGGUAUUGAUUUUCUUAUUUCUUAUGCCGAGUCUCCAUUUGUUAAGGAUUUCCUAAAGGAGGAUUUAUUUAGUUUCUACUUUAAACUCCGUCCGCCACCUCUCUCGAUAAGUGUGGGGGAAGCAAUUCUUUCCGGACUUCCUGUCAAUUUGAAAGAAUGGUGGUUCAUUUUAAUUACUUUGAUUAAGCUAAAUCGUAUUUUGAUACAACAGAUUGGGGAUGCGAUGUUAAGGACUUGCUUUUCGUUCAUUACCCAACAUGAUAUGUUACUCAAAGAGAUUAUUUCUUUGACUAAACACACCGUUGAUAUGUCAGCCUUGACUUUAGUUUGUGAAACUUUGAAACUUAUUUUGGUUGUUUUGACCCAAAUGCCACAUUGGAGAGUCGACUCGCCGUAUUCUUACGAAAUAAUAAUUGAUGGUAUUAAAACAACAAUAAAUGCCUGUGUUUUGUCAAUCCUGGGAUACAAAAAAAUUAAUUUCUAUAAUAUUAUCAAGGGAAAAAAUUUGGACCUAAUUGAUUGUACCCCAACUAAUUUACUAGUCUCAGUGUUAAACAAACUAACAGAAAUCGUUUAUUGGGGAUGCAGCUGUUUGAAGAAAACAAAAACUGACUUAGUAACCCAAUUAAAUGCCCACUAUGAGACUGAAAAUCUUGCAUUAUUAUUGGUUGAAAACGACUUUAGUGUCCCCCGAUUUGAAUUACCGAUUAAUCCGAGACUGACUUAUGGCUCUUUAUUAUGUUUGGCUGAUUAUUUGUGUAAAACACUUAAUCAGUUAUCUCCUACAACUCCGUCGAGAAUAUCAAGGAGUCGUCAAAUGUCUCUAACUGAUCUUAACGAUGAAAUGAAAGUCAAAAGUUUGGGGAAAAUAUUCGAACACUGUACUGCAACGUAUGAGGAACGUAUCGGUUUUAUGGUUUAUAUCCAAAAAAGCGACGAUAUGCCGAAUGAAAAAUUCAGUUCGUUUUUGCAUUACGACAUGUCGGAAUUUUCUGGUUCGACUUCAGCGGUUUCCCAGUUAGAUUACCACUUGGUUAAGAAUGCGCUUGAAGCGUUGAUGAGUUUUCUAGCUGGUGAAAUCUUCUUCGCGAUUCGGAAUCUUCGAGGGGAAGCUGUUUUUUCAUAUAAAAGAGAGUUAAGCUCCGAAAUUCAGUUCUUUUAUGAAUUUGUUAGGAAGAGAACUAGUGAACAAUACAGUGCGAUGGUAGCGACACCACGAUCAACAUCUUCGAUUGCACAGACUGAGCCUGACAUCAUCAAAAGAUACAUCAUCACUAAAGUCAUGGAUAAUGAUACUAAUGAUAUUGUUGAUAAUAAUUUUGUACUCGUCAUUUCCCAGUGGUUAAUCAAAUUUUGCCACUUGUCUAAUUAAAUCGUUUUGUGUAAUUGAGUUUCAAAUAAAACAAUUCUUUUAUAAAAA
Tribolium madens (black flour beetle) is the source of this 5301-nucleotide messenger RNA. RefSeq names its product nucleoporin Nup188 (gene Nup188). Gene Ontology annotation, biological process: protein import into nucleus; RNA export from nucleus. The coding region runs from base 118 to 5253 and encodes 1711 amino acids. Gene Ontology annotation, molecular function: structural constituent of nuclear pore. Gene Ontology annotation, cellular component: nuclear pore inner ring. The record is from RefSeq and is a predicted model, not a curated record. The transcript is spliced from 13 exons. NCBI's taxonomy places the organism in Eukaryota, Metazoa, Arthropoda, Insecta, Coleoptera, Tenebrionidae.